GCAGGAGCGGAGGGAAGGAAGAGGAAGAAAAAGAGGAGGAGGAGGAAGAGGAAAAAGUAGGAAAUCUCUGCAACCCCUGGAGUCUCAUUCAGCACCACUCGCUGCUGGACAGCGUCUGAGCGGCGGAGUUGAUCGAGAAACAGGAGAUUUGUUUCCAGCCUCGCGUCCGGGAGUAACACCGCAUCUGCACAGGGCGCUUUCACCAAAGCCCCUCCACAAACACACACACACCUCACAACUCACUGGCAUCAUUUGACUUCACACAUCUGCCCGCUACUUCAUUCUUUUAUUUAUUUAUUUAUUCAUUUUUCUUUUUUUUUUUUUUAAAAGAGGAAGAUUUUUGAUCCGUGUGGCGGGUUUGGCGUUCAAAACAGGAGGAGGCGACUGGAGCCGGCGCUGCCAAAAGACAAAAAAACACAGAGACGCAGGAAAGAAGAAGAGGAAGAAGAAGAAAAAAAGCAAGAAGUUCGUUUUUAUCCACUUUGGGCGCUCACUCACAUCCGGAGAGGAUUUGGGAGGAGCUCUGCUGAAGAAUCCGGUGGGUCCACUUGUGACUUCCUGCCUGCAUCAAGAACCAACGGGAAGGAGAGCCGAACGCACCCGAGUGGUUCUGUAGAGGCAGGGAAGAGCGUCGAAACUUCACACCUUUGUUCCUGCCUUGAGAGAGCGCUCUCCGCGGACUCCUGUCUCACUGUUGCUGCGUGUAGCCACCACUCUCAGGUGCAGGAAGAGAGGGGAACACAAAGCAGAGAGAAGAAAGAGUGAGAGAUAAAGAGAGCAGGGCUGCAUAAUUAGUAUUACCCAGUUUUGCCGGCGAGCUAGAAACCAUGAGAAGAGGCUUCUGAAGACGGCCGCGCUCUGAAGAAAACACCGCAGCUUACCUCCAGGACAUUUUGUAUGUGUGUGUGUGGGUAUAUGUGUGCACACCCCUUUCAUUUCAUUCAAAGGACCUGAAUUUGUAUUUGGAUGCAGAUUUAGCCUUUCAUUAUGACUCUUCGAGGAGGCUUUGAGAGAGCCUGGACUGGCUGCCACGGAAGUGUCUGCUGCCGGGCGUUGCUGCUGACUUGUUAUUUCUUGAUCGCCCUGGCAGCCAAGCCCAAAAUGCCGGGCCACACUCACCUCAAUUCAAUACGCAUUGAUGGGGACAUAUCUCUGGGCGGGCUGUUCCCGGUGCACGCGAGGGGGAACGACGGCAAAGCCUGCGGAGAGCUGAAGAAGGAGAAGGGCAUCCACAGGCUGGAGGCCAUGUUAUUUGCCCUGGAUCGUAUCAAUAAUGACAACGAGCUGCUGCCUAAUAUCACCCUCGGGGCCCGUAUCCUGGACACCUGCUCCCGGGACACCCAUGCUCUGGAACAGUCGCUGACAUUUGUCCAGGCGCUGAUUGAGAAAGACUCAACCGAUGUCAAGUGUCUCAGCGGUGGGCCGCCCAUCAUCACUAAGCCAGAGCGAGUGGUGGGAGUGAUUGGUGCGUCUGCCAGCUCCGUGUCAAUCAUGGUAGCCAACAUAUUGCGUCUCUUCAAGAUCCCUCAGGUGAGCUACGCCUCCACGGCCCCCGAGCUCAGCGACAACACCCGCUACGACUUCUUCUCCCGCGUGGUGCCCCCGGACACCUACCAGGCACAGGCCAUGGUGGACAUUGUCAAAGCCAUGCGCUGGAACUACGUCUCCACCGUGGCUUCUGAGGGGAACUACGGGGAAAGUGGCGUUGAUGCGUUCAUUCAGAAGUCUCGGGAGGACGGUGGUCUGUGCAUCUCCCAGACAGUGAAAAUACCCCGUGAGCCAAAAUCUGGAGAGUUUGACAAGAUCAUCCGCCGGCUGAGCGAGAACCCUAACGCCCGGGUCGUCAUUAUCUUUGCCAACGAGGACGACAUCAGGCGGCUCCUUCAGGCAGCUAAGAAGGCCAAUCAAACAGGCCAUUUCAUCUGGGUGGGUUCAGACAGCUGGGGCUCCAAAAUCACCCCGAUACUGAACCAAGAGGAAAUGGCAGAAGGCGCCGUCACCAUCCUACCAAAACGACAGUCCAUCAAAGGUUUUGACCGCUACUUCAUCAGCCGGACAUUAGAGAACAACAGGCGGAAUAUUUGGUUUGCGGAGUUCUGGGAGAAUAACUUCCAGUGCAAGCUCAGUCGGCACGCAGUGAAGAAAGGAUCCGGCAUCAAAAAAUGCACAAAUCAUGAGCGGAUCGGGAAAGAUUCAUCCUACGAACAAGAGGGCAAGGUUCAGUUUGUGAUCGACGCCGUUUACGCCAUGGCUCACGCUCUACACAACAUGCACAAAGAUCUGUGCCCUGGAAAAGUCGGCCUCUGCUCCAAGAUGGACACCAUCAACGGCACACUGCUGCUCAAGUAUAUCCGCAAUGUCAACUUCACAGGAAUUGCUGGCACUCCGGUGAUCUUCAACGUGAACGGAGACGCGCCUGGCCGCUACGAAAUCUACCAAUACCAGAUCACGAACAACACCACAGAAUACAAGAUCAUCGGCCAUUGGACAGAUCAGCUCCACUUAGAUACCAAUGAGAUGCAGUGGCCUGGUGGAACACAAGAAGUCCCUUCUUCUAUAUGCAGCCAGCCCUGCCGUCCCGGGCAGCGCAAAAAGACCGUCAAGGGAAUCCCGUGUUGUUGGCACUGCGAGAACUGUGAUGGUUACCAGUAUCAGGCAGACACGUACACCUGCAAGAUGUGUCGCUUUGAUUUGCGGCCUAAUGAAAACCACACUGGCUGCGAUCCCAUUCCCAUUGUCAAGCUGGAGUGGAGCUCCCCGUGGGCAGUCAUCCCUGUCCUCAUUGCUGUCCUCGGCAUCAUGGCCACUCUGUUUGUUGUCGUCACCUUUGUACGCUAUAAUGAUACGCCCAUUGUUAAAGCAUCGGGCCGAGAACUGAGCUAUGUGCUGUUGACGGGUAUUUUCCUGUGCUAUGCGACUACAUUCCUCAUGAUCUCCACUCCCGAUGUGUUUGUAUGCUCCCUGCGAAGGAUUUUCCUUGGCCUGGGUAUGAGCAUAAGCUACGCAGCGCUGCUCACCAAGACGAAUCGGAUCUACAGGAUUUUUGAGCAGGGCAAGAUGUCGGUCAGUGCCCCUCGCUUCAUCUCCCCAGCCUCUCAGUUGGUCAUCACAUUCAGCCUGAUAUCCGUGCAGCUCCUUGGGGUGUGCAUCUGGUUUGGCGUUGACCCGUCACAAGCCAUCAUCGACUAUCAGGACCAGCGUACAGCCAAUCCUAAAAUGGCCCGUGGCGUUCUGAAAUGUGAUAUAUCAGACCUGUCCCUCAUCUGUCUGCUGGGUUAUAGCAUGCUGCUGAUGGUCACCUGCACAGUUUACGCCAUCAAGACCAGAGGGGUUCCGGAGACGUUCAACGAGGCCAAGCCCAUCGGCUUCACCAUGUACACAACCUGCAUUGUGUGGCUCGCCUUCAUUCCCAUCUUCUUUGGGACUUCACAAUCAGCAGAAAAGAUGUACAUCCAGACCACAACCCUGACCAUCUCUGUAAGCCUCAGUGCGUCGGUCUCUCUGGGAAUGCUCUACAUGCCUAAGGUCUACGUCGUUCUCGUCCACCCAGAGCAGAACGUACCCAAGCGCAAGCGCAGCCUGAAGGCUGUGGUCACCGCAGCCACCAUGUCCAACAAGUUCAACCCGAAAGGUGGCCUGAGGCCCAACGGAGAGGCCAAGUCCGAACUCUGUGAGAGUCUUGAAACACAAGUGUUGGCAUCCAAGCAGACAUACAUAAGCUACAGUAACCAUGCCAUCUAAGCCGGAGACGAACGUUGGAAGAGGAGCAAGGGGCCUGCCAGAGGAGAAAUCACCUGAUUCUGGGGGAAAUACUUGGGGAAUGCUGAAGGACUGCUACAGCAGAAAGGACUCGGGUGGAAAGAUGGGAAUUUGUCACUCGGUAAACAGAGAGGAUGUCAUAUUUUUCUAGAGAAUCAGGUAAAGGCUUGAACGCCAAAUUUAUGAGAAAAUUAGUAGAAUUUGCAGGAAGGAGAUGGGAGACGUAAGGGAGAUUGGACAGUUGAUUUUCCUCUUCCCACCCUUUCUGAGACACAGGUGAGAGUUGAGCAGUGACAUUUUUCCAGACGCAGGCCGAGUGAACCACCUGGAACCCACAGUAUGUUUUUCCUUCUGAAGUGUAUAGCACACAAUUUGAGUCCAGCUCCGAGGCCGAAUCGUUUCAACAAAGACGAGGGGGGGGGUAAAAAAAAAAAAAAAAGGGUUCUGUUGUUUUUUUGCUCGAGUCAAAUGCAGUCGACAAGAUCAAACAGUAUAAAAGUAUAGUCAUUAUUUUUGGUUACUGUUAUUAUUGAGGUUUAAAGCUGCGGUACGCUUCAAACUGUACAUGCCUUACUACAGAACAUUCAGUAUCCUACAUAUCUGAAACUCCAGAAAACGAAGCAGUGGGUCAUCCCAGGUUUCUUUUCAUUUUUUAUUUCAUUUGUUUAGUUUUUUUUAUAUAAAUGUUUCAUAAUGAUGCCGACGCCAUCAUCUUAGGCAAAAACCUAAUGUACAGUCCCAGAGCAUGCUUGUGGGAGCAUCACGUGUGCUGUGCUGUGUUGUCAACGUCUAUGGAAUGCAACAUUUGUCAUGGUUGUCAUUCACGGUGAAGAAGACAUCUCGGAUCAUUACCCACUGGGUUUACCCUCUGCUGAAUCAAGAGUGAUCUCAGACAUUAAGGGGAGCAAAAAACAAAAUAAAAUAAAAUGAAAAAAAAAAAAAACAAAUAGCCAUGAGGAAUAAUUUAUGGUUUACACCUCACUCCAUCAACGCCAGACAGGACUCAGAGACGCGUCGACGCAUACUUUAAACAUCUCAGACUUUAUUGGCCCUUAUUUAUCAUGCGCUUGUUAAAGCCUUCUGAAUUCAAGCCGCCAGUUGAUUGUAAGAGAUAAAAAUUCCAUCCGAGCCAACAUUAAAAAAGUUACGAUUCUUGAUGUAUUAGCGACACACUUGCAUUAGGAAUUUCCUCCAGUGAAUCACACUACAUGAUCUUGUUUCCAUAUUACCCUGUGCUUUCUAUAUUUUUGUGUAUUUGUAUGUUUCAAGAUAAAGAAUUUUGAAAUAUUAUAAUUUCAUAAAGUGGAGUAAAAGUAUUCUGUCCAUAAAUGCUGGAUUUUUUUUAAAGGGAUAAUUCAACAGAUCAGUGUGCUGACACAUCAGAUAUAUUUAAUUUUAAAGCUUGAUGGGAUGGUAUGAUAGAUGUGCAUAAGGCAGUAUUACUACAUAGGGAAUCUCCUGUGGUUUGUGAUAGAUGAAUAGGUAAUCUGCAGUUUCCUGCCAGGAUUUUUUUCGCCACUUUGGGGUCAUGAAUUUUGAAGCUACGGCGGAAAUGAUUAAUGAGAGUUUUAAAAGUAAUUUGGGUGCAAAAUUAGGCUCGUGUAGCUGCUCGGCUUGAGGUCCCGUUUGGAGAGGGGUGCAAAUGCUCAGUUUUAUCAAACAGCCAAAGUGUUUAAAGAUAAUUAGGGCACUGACAUGCAUCACAUUCACCAAGGAGUGUUUAACUUUAAACAGGCUCGAUAUCAUCCUUUAGGGCGAACGCUAUAGAAUCGUUACGCUCCAUUUAAAUGUUGUCCGCAAUUAUUGGGCAGAGUAUUUGUCAAAUCGGUAAUUAUCAGAUUUAGAUAUGCAAGGCGGACUUUGUCAUGGUAAACCUCCGUCAACUGACAGGAAUGCUUUAUUAUUGAGUUCAAUAUUAAAUUCUCUAGACUCCGUUAGCAUCUAGCGACUCUGAGAGCAGAGCUAACAGGGCCAGUGGACUUUAGACGUGUGUUUGUAAGGUGGUGAGAAGCAUGACACCAACAGGUAACCUGUGUUCUUCUGUGUAUGAGAAAUGUGCUUGAGUACGUAGUCAUUUGCAAAUGUGUGAACAAGCCUGUCUUGUCUCAGGUUUGUAGAAGUGUGGGUGUUUUUAGAUUGAGAUAGAUCUUGAAGGCUGUUCACGGUCUCCUUUCAGAAAAAAAAAAAAAACUUAAUCGACUUACUUCUGUUUCCUAAAUUGAUCAUGGCUGUGCGGAUUGGACGAAUUACUUUACACGACUCUUCCUUGGGCAACAAGUGGUAACCUAAGUUAUAGCUAACAGUGCGGCGGAAGUGCAGCUUGUGCCAAAAGAGAACUAUCUUUGAUGCAGUAUUGUAUUUUAAAUGAUGCAAAUGGAGCAAUCCAUUGGCUGCUUUAAGUCUUGCUACAGUCUACAGGGCAUAUCAGAUUUAGAAAAAAAAUAUAUACAUAUAUAUUUGUGUUGUGUAUUGUGAUUGCAAGUGAAUGGAUCGCACUAGUUUUUGGCCUGAUCGUCUGAGUAUACAGUGUGUUGGUCCUGGGGUCUGUCUGCCCCUUAGUGAUCAAAAUAUGCUUUAGAUUCCCUUCCUCUGUCCAACAACACAGCAACAGAUUACCACAGUAUAUUGACAAUCUCUCAUUUUCUUAUCAAAAAGGGGGCGCGUACAGGUGCUUGAUAAAUAAGGGCCGGUGCCUUCAUUCUGUGCCUCAUAUCCAUCAAACUGCUCCUGCCAUUCUUUCCAUGGAUUCUUCAUGGUGUUAUUUGUGUUGCAUCCAUUCUGUUCCACAUAAUGAAGAGAGAAGACUCGGUGUACAAUUUAUAAUUAAAUGUAUAAACUCCAUUUCUGUCUGCAGUCUCUAAAGUAUUUGUCAUAAAACAGUAACUCUGGAAUUUGUCUCAUUAGAUGUUAUCCUCAGCAAUGCAAAAAUAUUGUAUGUUGCAUGUCAAAACUCAUAACAAAAAUCAUGUGAACAAUUUGAGGGAAAGGCAUAACGUCCAGAAGGAAAACUACUGCAGAGGAUUAUAAAUAACUAAUAUUUUUUGGUUGAAUCUAUGAUUCUCUCAGCGCUCAGCUUCAACAAAAGUCUAGGGUGUUGCUGCAAACGUUGUUUUCUCAUCAUUUGAUAGUAUUGUUUGUGGGAUUGUUUGUGUUUUCGUGAAUAUGAUGAUUUACUGCUUAUUUUUGCCACAAACCCCCCUUUUUAUUUUUCUAAAAACACUUUGUCUGUGUUACAAAAAUAGAAAUAAGUAAGUGCUGACUGAAAUUAAAUGGCAAGUUAAUGUACGUUAUUAAAAUUGAUUGAACAUGUCUGCUUUAUGUACUGAAUUAUUUAAAAAAAAAAAAGAAGAAAGUUUAAAAAAAGAAUUACAGUGCCUGGAUAUUUAUGAAUUAUCAAAAAAAAAAAUAAGAAAAAUGUGUAGAGCAUGUUCAUUUUUAUACAAGA
Molecule: messenger RNA, 7204 nt
Organism: Acanthopagrus latus (yellowfin seabream)
Lineage: Eukaryota; Metazoa; Chordata; Actinopteri; Spariformes; Sparidae
Product: metabotropic glutamate receptor 4-like
Exons: 11
Coding region: 988-3741 (917 amino acids)
Biological process (GO): G protein-coupled glutamate receptor signaling pathway; regulation of synaptic transmission, glutamatergic
Cellular component (GO): membrane
Molecular function (GO): adenylate cyclase inhibiting G protein-coupled glutamate receptor activity
Source: RefSeq, a predicted model, not a curated record